Arabidopsis thaliana (thale cress) is the source of this 1300-nucleotide messenger RNA. RefSeq names its product photosystem I subunit H-1 (gene PSAH-1). Bases 180 to 617 code for a protein of 145 amino acids. The record is from RefSeq and is marked reviewed. Gene Ontology annotation, cellular component: photosystem I reaction center; chloroplast thylakoid membrane; photosystem I. Gene Ontology annotation, biological process: photosynthesis. The transcript has 3 exons. Lineage: Eukaryota; Viridiplantae; Streptophyta; Magnoliopsida; Brassicales; Brassicaceae.
CCUUAUCCUACUAGAUUCCACGUGGCAUUUUCCAAGUGGCGUAAGAAAAUCCCCGGGAGGAAAUCAGUUGCCACGUGUCAGAAGAAGAUCAAAACUCGACUCAUUGUGACCAAAGGCUAUUAUUUCCUACACAAAAUUCCCACUCACCACACACAACAAAAGAAUAGUGAUCGAAGCUCAUGGCGUCUCUUGCAACCGUCGCCGCUGUGAAACCAUCCGCCGCCAUAAAAGGACUCGGCGGCAGCUCACUCGCCGGAGCUAAGCUCUCCAUCAAGCCUUCCCGCCUGAGCUUUAAACCCAAAUCCAUCCGGGCUAAUGGUGUGGUGGCUAAGUAUGGAGACAAAAGUGUCUACUUUGACUUAGAAGAUUUGGGUAACACAACAGGUCAAUGGGACGUAUACGGCUCUGAUGCUCCUUCUCCUUACAAUCCUCUUCAGAGCAAGUUCUUUGAGACAUUCGCUGCCCCAUUCACAAAGAGAGGAUUGCUCCUCAAGUUCUUGAUCCUUGGAGGAGGCUCUUUGCUUACUUAUGUCAGCGCUACCUCUACCGGCGAAGUUCUUCCCAUCAAGAGAGGUCCUCAGGAGCCGCCUAAGCUCGGUCCUCGCGGCAAGCUCUGAUCUAUAUUCAUGUUACCUUUCUCUUCUUCCUUCUAAAACUCAUCAACAUUUCUCAAUACUGCAAACCCUUUUAAGUAAUUUUAUGUAUAUUCUGUUUAUCUGUUACAUUUGAAACGUUUUUUCUUCCCCUAAUUUUACAAAAGAAAUAUUUUUUUUUUCAAGAGUAUCGCCCCGCGGUUGGACUUCUUGUGGUUCCAAGAGAUUCAAGAUAAGUAGUCUUCUUGUUGUUAGACAUGAUCAUGCUUGACACUCUGGUUAAAAGUUUCUUGUCGCUCUUUUCUUUCCUCGGUUCAUUGGUUUCGAUAUUCCAUUGCAUUACCUCAGAUAGUGAAAUGGUAGGCUUCUGCUUUUUAGGUCUAUCUUCUAAAAGACAAAAAUUUGGCUCUUCUUCCUUCUCUGGACUCUCUGUUUCCUUCACUAUAUGGAUCUUACACAUCGCGAGCUCAGGGUUUUGUGUUAGCUGAUCAGCUUCAAGAACAUCUUCUAUUCUUGACAUUACCGUGUGAGCCAAGCUUUCAAGAAUUCUCGAAUAACUCUCCACUAUAGCUAACCCUAUAUCCUGCAAAAAAAAACAAAUUAAUGAUUUUCGUAAAACAGAAGACAAACAAUUAUAUGUCUAAUGUGACUUUAAUAUAAAGUUAUAUGAUUGAUUACUCUGUUGAAUUGAAUCUUGCUGAUGUCAA